CCGCCGGCCUCGGGAACGCGCCCUCUCGCUGGCGCGCGCGCUCGCAGUCACCGCCACCCACCAGCUCCGGCACCAGCAGCCGCGCCGCCGCCACCGCCCACCUUCUGCCGCCGCCGCCACAGCCACCCUUUCCUCCACUGUCCUCUUCUGUCCUCGCCUUCUGUCGACCAUCAGGUGAGCCUCGCACCAAGAUGGCUGAGCCGCGCCAGGAGUUUGACACUGCGGAAGACCACGCUGAGGGCUACGCCCUGCUCCAGGACCAAGAGGGGGAGCACGGCCUGAAAGCGUCUCCCCUGCAGACCCCCGCCGAUGACGGAUCCGAGGAACCCGGCUCUGAGACCUCGGAUGCUAAGAGCACCCCGACGGCCGAAGACGCGACUGCACCCUUAGUGGAUGAGAGAGCCCCCGGCGAGCAGGCGGCCGCCCAGCSCCCCACGGACAUCCCAGAAGGAACCACAGCYGAAGAAGCGGGCAUUGGGGACACCCCAAACAUGGAAGACCAAGCCGCUGGACAUGUGACUCAAGAGAAGGUGAGCGCUCCAGGCCUGCAGAGGGCGGCGCCCGAGAGGCCCCAGGCCGAGGUCUCAGUGGCAUCUCUGGGUGAAAAGCAGCCCGAAGCUCCCGUCCAGGCGAGUGCACACCUUCCUCAGCAGCAGCCCACCUGCCCGGUGCCACCUCCACCAGGAGGCCCUGGAGAAGCCCCCCUGGAGUGGGGUCAAGAGCACGGGGGCCCAGCCCAAGAGGGUGUGGCAGUCGCAAAGCYGUCCUCCCCUGCGCAUCUCCACGCGGAGCCCGAGGGGGCCGAGGUUGUCCAGGAGAGCUGGCGCAGGGAGACGGAGCCCGGGCCCCGUGAGGGCRAGGCCUCAAACGCAAGGGCCCCAGGGCUGACCCCCCAGCACGUCCCCCCCAGGCCCAGGACCCCCAUCCCACCCGAAGGCCCCAGAGAGGCCACACACCAGCCCUGGGGAACAGGACCCGAGGACCUAGAGGGAAGCCAAGACCGUGGGCCGCUGGAGCGCCAGUUAUGGAGAGACCAGGACCAGGAGGGGCUGCCUCCGAAGGGAGGCCAUGACAAAGAGAGGCUGGGAGGCCGGGAGGAGGUGGAUGAAGACCGAGAUGUCGACGAGUCGUCUCCCCGAGACUCCCCUCCUUCCCGGACCUCUCCAGAAGGGCCGUCCCCUCCGGCGGUCUCCAGAGAAGCCGCUGGUAUCUGUGGCUUCCCGGCUGAGGGUGCCAUCCCACCUCCUGUCGAUUUCCUCUCCCAAGUUCCUGCAGAGAUCCCGGCCUUGCAGCCCACUGGGCCCAGCACAGGGCCCCCGGUGGAAGGGCCCGAGGCUGCCCCCGAGUUCACGUUCCACGUGGAAAUCAAAUCCCAUGUGCAGAAGGAGCAGGCCGGGUCAGAGCUGGAUCUGGAAAGGGCCGCACAUCUGGGGGCCCCUGGAGAGGAGCUAGAGGCCCAGGGCAACUCUGUGGGAGAGGCCACAAGAGAGGCUGGCCUCCCGGAGCCACCUGAGAAGCGGCCUGCAGCUGGUUUGCCAGGGAGGCCUGUCAGCCGGGUCCCCCAACUCAAAGCCCGCAUGGUCAGUAAAGGCAAAGAGGGGACUGGAAGCGAGGACAGAAAAGCAAAGGGGGCUGAUAGUAAAACUGGAACAAAGAUCGCCACACCCCGGGGAACAGCCCCUCCAGGCCAGAAAGGCACGGCCAACGCCACCAGGAUUCCAGCCAAAACCACACCCAGCCCAAAGACACCGCCGGGCACUGGUAAGAAGAAUGUUCAGAGGAAGCUCCCAGAAGCUUCCAAGCAAGUGCACAGAAAACCACCCCCUGCAGGGGCAAAGUCUGAGAGAGGUGAACCAGCAAAAUCUGGGGAUCGCAGUGGCUACAGCAGCCCCGGCUCUCCAGGCACCCCCGGCAGCCGUUCCCGCACCCCGUCCCUGCCCACGCCACCCACCCGAGAGCCCAAGAAGGUGGCAGUGGUCCGCACUCCACCCAAGUCACCGUCUUCCACCAAGAGCCGCCUGCAGACUGCGCCCGUGCCCAUGCCAGACCUGAAGAACGUCAGGUCCAAGAUCGGCUCCACCGAGAACCUGAAGCACCAGCCAGGAGGGGGCAAGGUGCAGAUAAUUAAUAAGAAGCUGGAUCUUAGCAACGUCCAGUCCAAGUGUGGCUCAAAGGAUAAUAUCAAACACGUCCCGGGCGGCGGCAGUGUGCAAAUAGUCUACAAACCAGUGGACCUAAGCAAGGUGACCUCCAAGUGCGGCUCCUUAGGCAACAUCCAUCAUAAACCAGGAGGUGGCCAGGUGGAAGUAAAAUCUGAGAAGCUGGACUUCAAGGAUAGAGUCCAGUCGAAGAUUGGGUCUCUGGAUAAUAUCACUCAUGUCCCUGGAGGAGGAAAUAAGAAGAUCGAAACCCACAAGCUGACCUUCCGAGAGAAUGCCAAAGCCAAGACGGACCACGGGGCAGAAAUCGUGUACAAGUCGCCGGUGGUGUCCGGGGACACGUCUCCCAGGCACCUCAGCAACGUUUCCUCCACCGGUAGCAUCAACAUGGUGGACUCGCCCCAGCUCGCCACGCUAGCCGACGAAGUGUCCGCCUCCCUGGCCAAGCAGGGUUUGUGAUCAGGCCCCCGGGGCACUCAAAAAUCGUGGAGAGAAGAGAGAGUGAGAGAGUGUGGAAAAAAAAAGAAUAAUGAUCUGGCCCCUCGCCCUCUGCCCUCCCCCRCUGCUCCUCACAGACGGGUCAACCAGGUCGUCACCUAACCUGCUUUUGUGGCUCGGCUUUGGCUCGGGACUUCAAAAUCAGUGAUGGGAAUAAGAGCAAAUUUCAUCUUUCCAAAUUGAUUGGUGGGCUAACAAUAAAAUAUUUUUCAAAAAACAAAACCCACACACACAAACAUGUAAAAACAUGGCCACACCAACAUUUCCGUGGGCAAUUCCUUUCGAUUCUUUUUUUUUCCCCUCUGAGUAGAAGAGGGCGAAGGAGAGGCUCUGAGAGCUGCUUCCGGGCAAUUUAAGGGACUGGGGCGCCCGCCGCCUCGAACCCCAUCUGAGGGUGUCACAGGGACAGCGGCAGCAAUGAAGGAUGGGAAACCUGGUGAGCUGCAGCCCCAGGCCGAGGAUGUCAACCUAGGGUGCGGUGUGGGGCAGAGAGGGGCGAGGGGCCGGGUGGGGCGGCCUGUGCUGCUUCUUGACCCGGGGUCUGCUGCCCCCUCUGGAAGGUGGCCUGUGGGAGAAGAGGCACUGAACAGAAGGAAGGUGGGCGGGAGGGUGGCACCCUGGAUUACUUCCUUGGAGAAGACUGACCCUGCCGUCCCAGAGCGCUGGCUCUCCUCCCUGCAGGUGGGGGGGGGGGUCCGGAGCUGAGGGGCCUUGGGCCCAAAGGCCCCGAUUCACUGAGUUCUGAAGGUUGGAACUGCAGCCACGAUUUUGGCCACCUCACAGAUCUGGGACUUUAGGGCUAACCAGUUCUCUUUGUAAGGACUUGUGCCUCUUGGGGGACAUCCUCCUGUUCCCAAGCCUGGGCCUCCGGCAUCCAUGGAGUGUGUGGGGUGGGGGGUAGUAUUUGGGAGGUGGGUCCUGAGCCUCCCAUCCUUUCCAUGGCCACUGCAGCCCCCUCUGCCUGUCUCUCUGUACUCGUGUGUCUGCCGUGAGAGCCCAAUCACUGCCGUACCCCUCAUUAUGUCACUGUCCCGAGUGCCCAGCCUCCCCCAAUCCCCAGUCAUGGACACUGGUUAAAUGCUGGCUGCACCUACUCUACACUAAGGGUAAAAUCAAGGGAGGGCAAAGUCCAGGCACAAGGGCUGGAAUUCAUUAUCUUGCUCUAAGUCCCACUGACCCAACUGGUGUGAACCAGGGUGGGGUUGGCCAUGACCCUAGAUGUCUUUGCCUUCCUUGUUGACUUGUCUGAUAGGCCUGGUUACCUUCCUGUGUUGAGCUGGUAGCAGGAGGUAGGAUGUCCUGGUUGCUAGUAAUAACACAAGGAUGGGCAGGUGACUCCCAGGGCAGGGCCACACUCUCUGUCCCUCACUUCCACCCCAGCUUAACUGCCAGUCUCCCAGAGCCCAGCCAUACCGUUCAACUCCAUGUGCAUGGAAUCAGCCCUCCACACCCUCAAGCAGGGAACAUGCCCCUCGGAAAUGAUUCUUUUCCCUAGUCCCAGUUGAAAGCAAUGCUGUUUGAUCUGCUGGAGCAGCUGGACAUAUACAUAGAUGUUGCCCUUCCCUCCCCCGUCUGCACCCUGUUGCUUUGUAGUAGGAUUUGUCUGUUUGGAUUCACAAGAGUGACUAAGA
Molecule: messenger RNA, 4288 nt
Organism: Urocitellus parryii (Arctic ground squirrel)
Lineage: Eukaryota; Metazoa; Chordata; Mammalia; Rodentia; Sciuridae
Gene: Mapt
Product: microtubule associated protein tau
Biological process (GO): neuron projection development; microtubule cytoskeleton organization
Cellular component (GO): neuron projection
Molecular function (GO): microtubule binding
Source: RefSeq, a predicted model, not a curated record